GAUCUACAGUGGCUGAAAGUCACCGUUGCAUGCUUGGGUAGGAUGGGCAUCACAAUGGCUUAUGAGAUGGUUUGCCUGGUCAAUGCUGAACUGUACCCCACAUUCAUCAGGAAUCUCGGUGUCCUGGUCUGUUCCUCCAUGUGUGACAUUGGCGGCAUCAUCACACCAUUCCUGGUCUACCGCCUCACCCACAUCUGGCUGGAGUUCCCACUGGUGGUGUUUGCUGUGGUUGGCCUCGUUGCCGGAGGAUUGGUGUUGCUGCUACCAGAGACCAAAGGCAAAGCUCUUCCUGAAACCAUAGAGGAUGCUGAGAACAUGCAGAGGCCAAGAAGUAAAGAAAAGAGAAUUUACCUCCAAGUGAAGAGAGCAGACCUUCAGCACAGCUAGAGCAAAGCCAUGAUUCCUGCUGUGUCCUGGCUUUGUUCAAUAACAGAUUGAGAGCAGCGCUGUCCCACCCAGGAGAGGCCACACAGUCCAACUGCACUUCCCCCUGUGCUCCCUCAACUAAGAGCUGUGGCAGCACCGCCUGCUGCCCUGGUGUGUAAGGCUCCACCUACCGGCCAGAUCCUGUCAGGAGCUUCCCCCUCACCAGCUCUCCGCAUUCCCAGGAAAAGGGACAUUGGUUUCCGGAUUAUUGCUUCAUCUGUAAUUUCUUCAUUUGAUUCUUUUCUCCACAAGUACAUCACACCAAAAUACACAGGGGAGCUGUGGGCCAGGAAAAACAAAUUAAAAAAAUCUAAAAACAAUGAAAUUGGGAGAAGAGAUUUUAUUACUUUAAGGAAAUAAAACACUCAAGUCAAUAUCAAAUUAUCCAGAAUGUACACCAAUA
This is a messenger RNA of Nannospalax galili (Upper Galilee mountains blind mole rat), 829 nucleotides long. Its product is annotated as solute carrier family 22 member 2-like. The record is from RefSeq and is a predicted model, not a curated record. The transcript has 4 exons. Lineage: Eukaryota; Metazoa; Chordata; Mammalia; Rodentia; Spalacidae. Bases 43 to 387 code for a protein of 114 amino acids.